Molecule: messenger RNA, 1011 nt
Organism: Egretta garzetta (little egret)
Lineage: Eukaryota; Metazoa; Chordata; Aves; Pelecaniformes; Ardeidae
Gene: SARAF
Product: store-operated calcium entry associated regulatory factor
Exons: 6
Coding region: 1-894 (297 amino acids)
Biological process (GO): regulation of store-operated calcium entry
Cellular component (GO): endoplasmic reticulum membrane
Source: RefSeq, a predicted model, not a curated record
AUGGGAGAAAAGGCCUUUGUGGCCACGGGCAGCGCCUCUGGGCGCGCGUUGACCUUUGUGCUCUCCGUUCCAGGGAGGGUUCUGCUGAGGGAGGUGCAGGCGCUCACGCUCCACCGAGGUCAGUACACGACAUCCCGGCGGACGGCUGCGGUCCCGCAGUUACAGUGCACUGGAGGCACUGCUGGGUGCUCCCGCAUCCCUGAGGUUGUUCAGUGUUACAACAAAGGUUGGGAUGGCUACGAUGUACAGUGGCAGUGCAAAGCAGACUUGGAACAUACGUACCGUUUUGGACAGAUUGAAGUGAGCUGUGAAGGCUACGAUUAUCCAGAUGAUCCUUAUGUCUUAAGAGGCUCUUGUAGUUUGCUGUUCAGACUAGAGCUGACUGAAGAAGGUGAAAGGAAAGUGAAGAACUCUGGAAGUUUUGGCUCUGGCUAUCAUCAGUCAAGGAAGGAUCCUUCCGAUUCUGGUGCUGGAGCACUUGUUAUAAUUGUUCUUCUGGUUCUUGCUUUUGGAGUGUACAAGCUCUUCCUCAGUAACCAGCAGCCUCAGCAGAGUUUUGGUGACAGUGAUGGAUUCACUAGGCCUUCCUGGCAGAGUCAGCACGCACCUCCUCCUCCUGGUUUUAAGCCCAGCUUCACAGAAGGCAACAGCUUUGGGACUCAUUCCAGUCAUGGAACCAAUUCAGGACCAGGAUUUUGGACUGGAUUUGGAGCAGGAGGCUUACUAGGCUACUUGUCUGGCAGUCACAGAGCACAGCCACGUUCCCCACAUUACAGUACGUGGACAGAUACCACAGCUGCACCUCCAAUGAAUGGGCAGUCAAGCAAUUCCACACACAGUAGCAGUUCAGGAACAAGAACGGCUUCUGGCUUUGGAGGCACAAAGCGAAGAUGAAAUCCUUGUUGUCAUUACAUCUGAGUGAAUGAACUAAAUCUUCCUGUGUGAUAGCACUUUUUUUAGUAGUAUGCUUCAGAAGUGAAUAUGAGAAGAGGUAUGAAGGAUUAGGCAAAG